Orycteropus afer afer is the source of this 2102-nucleotide messenger RNA. RefSeq names its product T-box transcription factor 4 (gene TBX4). Lineage: Eukaryota; Metazoa; Chordata; Mammalia; Tubulidentata; Orycteropodidae. Gene Ontology annotation, molecular function: DNA-binding transcription factor activity, RNA polymerase II-specific; RNA polymerase II cis-regulatory region sequence-specific DNA binding. Gene Ontology annotation, biological process: positive regulation of DNA-templated transcription; angiogenesis; regulation of transcription by RNA polymerase II. Gene Ontology annotation, cellular component: nucleus. The record is from RefSeq and is a predicted model, not a curated record.
UGUGCUGUGCCCGCAGGAGAUGCUGCAGGACAAGGGCCUGUCGGAGAGCGAGGAGGCCUUCAGGGCCCCGGGCCCAUCGCUCGGCGAGGCCAGCGCUGCCAGUGCCACCGCCGCCCCUGAGCCCGCGCUGGCCGCGCCGGGCCUCAGCGGAGCCGCGCUCGGCAGCCCUCCUGGCGCCGGUGCCGACGUCGCCGCCGCCGCUGAGCAGACCGUGGAGAACAUCAAGGUGGGGCUGCAUGAGAAGGAGCUCUGGAAGAAGUUCCACGAGGCCGGCACGGAGAUGAUCAUCACCAAGGCCGGCAGGAGGAUGUUCCCCAGUUACAAGGUAAAGGUCACAGGCAUGAACCCCAAGACCAAGUACAUCCUGUUGAUUGACAUCGUCCCUGCUGAUGACCACCGCUAUAAGUUCUGCGACAACAAAUGGAUGGUGGCAGGGAAGGCUGAACCGGCCAUGCCAGGAAGGCUGUACGUCCACCCAGAUUCUCCUGCCACUGGGGCCCACUGGAUGCGGCAGCUGGUCUCCUUCCAGAAACUGAAGCUGACAAACAACCACCUAGAUCCCUUUGGCCAUAUCAUCCUCAACUCCAUGCACAAGUACCAGCCACGGCUACACAUCGUUAAAGCUGAUGAGAACAAUGCUUUUGGCUCCAAAAACACAGCCUUCUGCACCCACGUGUUCCCAGAGACCUCCUUUAUCUCUGUGACCUCCUACCAGAACCACAAGAUUACACAGCUGAAAAUUGAGAACAACCCCUUUGCCAAGGGAUUCCGGGGCAGUGACGACAGUGACCUGCGUGUGGCCCGGCUGCAGAGCAAAGAAUAUCCUGUGAUUUCCAAAAGUAUCAUGAGGCAGAGGCUUGUCUCCACCCAGCUCUCAGCCAAGCCCGAUGUCAGCCCCCUGCAUGGCGCCCAUCAGGCCCUCCAGCACUACCAGUAUGAAAAUGGGGCUCACAUGCAGUUUGCUGCAGCUGAGCCACAGGACCUUCCCCUCAACACCUUCCCAACACAGAGGGACUCAAGCCUCUUCUAUCACUGCCUGAAAAGACGAGCAGACAGUGCUCGCCACCUGGACUUACCCUGCAAGAGAUCCUAUCUGGAAGCUCCUUCUUCAGUAGGGGAGGAUCACUAUUUCCGCUCUCCCCCUCCUUAUGACCAACAGAUGCUGAGUCCCUCCUACUGCAGUGAGGUGACCCCAAGAGAAGCCUGUAUGUACUCAGGUUCAGGGCCUGAGAUUGCUGGGGUGUCAGGGGUGGAUGACUUGCCCCCACCCCCACUGAGCUGUAACAUGUGGACUUCAGUCUCACCGUACACCAACUACAGUGUUCAGACCAUGGAGACUGUGCCUUACCAGCCCUUCCCCACGCACUUCACUGCUACCACUAUGAUGCCUCGGCUACCUACCAUCUCUGCUCAGAGCUCCCAGCCACCAGGAAACACCCACUUCAGUGUCUACAAUCAGCUCUCACAAUCUCAGGUCCGGGAACGGGGGCCCACCACCUCAUUUCCAAGAGAGCGAGGCCUCCCUUCAGUGUGUGAGAGGAAACCGCCCUCUCCACACCUGAAUGCUGCCAAUGAAUUUCUCUAUUCCCAAAGCUUUUCCUUGUCCCGGGAAUCUUCCUUACAGUAUCAUUCAGGAAUGGGGACUGUAGAAAACUGGACUGAUGGAUGACUCUUACGUCUCUUAGACAGACUGAGGACCAUGUUAAUCCAUUAUUAACCUCUGUGGGUGGCCUGCACUACCAAGAAACCCUCACAGAAAGGUAUUUCCCAAGGUGUGUGUGUGUGUGUGUGGUAUGUGUAUGUGUAUGUGUGUGUGUAUGCAUGUGCAUAUAUUUGGAGCACAUCUAUCUUCUGACAUACAACUGAGGCCUUGACAAGAAGAAAAAAACAAUGAUCUAAGCAGUGAUUUUGGCUGCAGGACCUGAGUCCACUGUUGUCUGACAUCUCUAACAUGCCCAUGGGUGCGAUAGAAGUGGAGGGUUCAUAUGAGUUACUUAAUGAUUUUUAUAAUACAAUCUUUAAUUCACUCAGGGGCCAGGUGGUGAGGCCACUUCCACAGGAAAAGCUGGGGAAGAUUCUCACUGCUAGGGUAGGAAGAAUUU